This is a messenger RNA of Pundamilia nyererei, 1695 nucleotides long. It is a transcript of the gene asb5a, whose product is annotated as ankyrin repeat and SOCS box containing 5a. The coding region runs from base 335 to 1207 and encodes 290 amino acids. NCBI's taxonomy places the organism in Eukaryota, Metazoa, Chordata, Actinopteri, Cichliformes, Cichlidae. The transcript is spliced from 7 exons. Gene Ontology annotation, biological process: intracellular signal transduction; positive regulation of protein catabolic process; protein ubiquitination. Gene Ontology annotation, molecular function: protein binding. The record is from RefSeq and is a predicted model, not a curated record.
AAAACAACACUCCACAUUCUCAGGAACAGGCGGUUCGAAGGCACAUUCUGAGGGAAGACAGACACGACAACAACAUAAUCUGUAGCUAUCAUCCAAAGGGCUGUUUAAUCUAAAGUGUACCCACUCCAUGGAAUACUAAUUGACCAAGCUCAGGGUAUUUGUCACGGUCCCGUAGAGAUGGUCUUUCUUGUUCUGAGAAAUCUGUUUGAUGUCUCUAGCUGGUCCUGUCUGUAUUUCAGAUUUUAAUGUCAGUCAGGGAAAAUAAGGUGCAUGAAUAAAAAAGCAUGAUUUAAUAGAAAACAUUGGGUGGAUUAUUGUAUAAUUUAUAAAGAAUAUGGAUGAAAGGAUGGAUGAAGAUGAUGACGAUGAGAACGUGUGGAAUGCAUCAGCUGUUAUUCUGGACAUUGACUCAGGAUCUUGGGCAGACCGCUCACCCCUCCACGAUGCUGCCAGUCAGGGCCGCCUCCUGGCCUUGAGGACCCUCAUUUUACAGGGUCACAAUGUAAAUGUUCUGACUAUAGACCAUGUAACACCCCUGCAUGAGGCCUGUCUUGGAGACCAUGUUGCCUGUGCCAGAGCACUCAUUGAUGCAGGAGCAAAUGUCAAUGCUUCUACAAUUGAUGGAGUCACCGCUCUGUUCAAUGCCUGUACAGUGGGCAGUGUGGCAUGCACGGAAAUCCUUCUGGAAAAUGGAGCAAAACCCCAGAGUCUUGUAUAUCAACCUUCUCCGAUACACGAAGCAACCAGCAAAGGUCAUUACGGUUGUGUAGAGGCUCUGGUGACUUGGGGGGCAGAUGUGGACAUGGACAUUCCUCACUUGGGCACAGCACUAUAUACAGCCUGCGUCUGCCAAGAGCUCGAAUGUGCCAGGAAACUCCUGAGGGAAGGUGCAAAUGUACAGAAAGGUAAAUCCCUGGAUUCACCUUUACAUGCAGCUGCAGAAAAAGACUGCACAGCUGUAGUGAAGUUGCUGCUGGACUUUGGCGCAGACAUUAAUGCCAGGAACACAGAGUUUCAGAGGCCAGUGGAUGUGGCUCCACCCAGCAGUCUUACAGAAGGCUUUCUACUGCUUUAUGAAGCUACACCACGGUUGCUUAGCCAGUUGUGUCGUCAGUGCAUCAGAAACUGCGUUGGACGCGACAGACUCCACCUUCUUUCUCAUCUUCCUCUGCCUAACAGGAUCAAGAGCUACCUGCAGUACCAAUGACAACAGACUAUCAAACUGUCUGCCUAAAUGGGACUUGCAGGAAGAAGCCUUGGACACCAAAAAAUUAUAUCAACUCCACACUCCUCUUAACUUUAAUUUUAGCUUCCAGUCAAUCCAGUAAAAGCAAUUAAUUUGAAUUAGCUACACGGCCGAGUAGCUGACUGUAGCAGCUGUGUUGAGCUGGCCUGAUUCCCAUGUGAGGAUGUGUGGACCUGGAUAAAUGUAAAGCAGGAUGCCACUAAAACAAACUUCCAGGAUUAGUUUUCCCUAGGUUAAUUUUGUUUGAAUAACAUUAAUAAUAAAUAUUUUGUUUUCUGUUCUGCAGUGUUUAGAAAAUGCCUUACUAGUUGCCAGUGAGUGCUGCACUUUAUAUUUAAACCCCCCCAUAAAAGAUUAGAAUAUCUUGUAAAUGCACACUAUAUGCUGUAUGUUAAUGAAUGUUCAUUGUUUCGCAUUUAACAUUAGAUUAUUAAAAAUCUGUUUUGAAA